Molecule: messenger RNA, 3654 nt
Organism: Zygosaccharomyces rouxii
Lineage: Eukaryota; Fungi; Ascomycota; Saccharomycetes; Saccharomycetales; Saccharomycetaceae
Gene: SMC1
Product: cohesin subunit SMC1
Exons: 1
Coding region: 1-3654 (1217 amino acids)
Biological process (GO): sister chromatid cohesion
Cellular component (GO): chromosome; cohesin complex; nucleus
Molecular function (GO): DNA binding; ATP hydrolysis activity; ATP binding
Source: RefSeq, a predicted model, not a curated record
AUGGGGAGAUUAGUCGGGUUAGAACUAUACAAUUUUAAAUCUUACCGUGGUACUGUCAGGGUUGGAUUUGGUGAUUCCAAUUUUAUCAGUAUCAUUGGUCCCAAUGGGUCUGGUAAAUCCAACAUGAUGGAUGCGAUUUCGUUUGUGCUAGGUGUCAAGAGCAGCCAUUUAAGAUCACAGAUUCUGAAGGAUUUGAUCUAUAGAGGUGUAGAAGGUGAGGAAGAUGAGGAAGAUGGGGAGGGUCGAACCGCCUACGUGAAGGCAUUCUACUUAAAAAGCGAUUCCACAGUAGAGCUAUCCAGAAGUAUAUCAAGAAAUGGUGACACUCAGUAUAAAAUGAAUGGCAAAAAUUGUGGAUACAAACAGUAUGCUGAAUUUUUAGAAGAAGAAAAUAUCUUAAUCAAAGCCCAAAAUUUUCUUGUGUUUCAAGGUGACGUGGUGCAGAUUGCUUCACAAUCUGCUACUGAUUUGACCAAAUUAUUUGAAGAAAUUUCAGGUUCCAUUCAAUAUAAAAAGGAGUAUGAUUCCUUAAAGGGGAAGGUGGAUUCUUUGAACCAGUCGGCAGCGGAAUCUAUUAAGAAUAGAAGAAGAAUCCAUGGUGAGUUGAAAUCUUAUAGAGAAGGUAUUGAUAAAAACCAAGAGUUCUACCACCAAGUUGAAAAAAGGAAAGAAUUACAAAGGCAUUAUGCAUUAUGGCAACUGUACCAUUUGGAGACUCAAAGACAUGAAUUGGAAGAUAAAUUGGCAAAUUUGAAGAACAGUAUAAAGACCAUCAGAGGUAAAGAAACAUCACAGGAGCAAAUCUUACAGAGAUCAAGAGCUUCUUUUGCCAGGGAAAGCGCUAGCAUUUUAAAGCAGAGAAGUAAGAUGGAAUCUAAAUCCAGGGAGAAGGAAAAGAUCAAUCAACAGUUAUUACCGAUAAAAUUAUCUCAAAGGUCAGCGGCCAAACGUAUAGCGAACGUACAAAAGAGAAUUAGUUCUUUGCAGAGGGAUAUCGAUAGACAACGUGAAUACGUGGAGAGGUUUGAGAACCAAUUGAACGUGGUUACAAAGGCCAAAUCUGAUUUUGAAAAAGAGAUUAAAGAAUCUUCCAAAGAUCAUGACAAGUACAAACUGAAUGAGGAUGAUACAAAGCUAUAUGCCUCUUUAAAUGAAAAAUACUUGAACCAAGGUGGUUUUUCACUAGAGUCUCAAAAGCAGUUGACGUUAAACGAUAAACAAGAAUUGAUGGAUGAGAUGGAGACUUUGAAGAAAAGAAAUGAUAUCUCCAGAUCAAGAGUAACUGAUGAAUUGUCAGUAAUCGCUGAGAAACUUGAGUCACAACUUUCAGAAAUUUCCUCGACACUUAACGAAAGGAAUUCCACACAUAGUGAUAAAGUUAAAGAGUUACAAAAAUUACAUUCGCAAAUAGAAUCUUCUAGCAACAAAGAAUACGACUUGAAUUACAAGUUGAGGGAAGUGUUGGUGAAAAUUGAAGAAUUAAGCGCUAGUCAAAGAGAAACCGUUAAGGAAAGGAAAUUGAGAGAAAAUAUUGCAACAUUAAAAAGAUUUUUCCCUGGUGUUAGAGGAUUAGUAUGUGAUCUAUGCCAACCAAAGAAAGACAAAUAUGCAUUAGCCAUUUCGACCAUAUUGGGUAAAAAUUUCGAUUCCGUGAUAGUGGACAAUGUCAUGGUGGCACAAGAAUGCAUUGCUUACUUGAAAAAACAACGUGCUGGUAUUGCAUCUUUCAUUCCAUUAGACACUAUUGAUGUGGAGAUCCCUACUUUAACACUCUCUGAUUCUCAAGGUUGUACUUUGGCGAUUAAUGCCAUUGAUUAUGAGCAAGAAUACGAAAGGGCACUACAAUACGUUUGUUCUGAUUCCAUUAUUUGUGACGAUAUGAAUAUCGCCAAGGAUUUGAAAUGGAACAAAGGAGUUAGAUCAAAAUUAGUUACUUUAGAAGGUGCACUUAUCCACAAAGCAGGUCUUAUGACUGGUGGUAUAUCGAAGAACACUAGUAAUCGUUGGGAUAAAGAAGAAUAUCAGAGCUUAAUGACGUUAAAGGAUAAACUUUUGCAACAGGUAGAAGAAGCAGCUCUCGAAGGUAAGAAUGCUUCUUUAAUGGCUAGAGAAUUAGAGAGUACACUUUCGUUACUCAAUACCGAAAUUUCAGAAUUAAGAACACAGUUAACGCUCACACAGAGAACUUUGAAAGAAAACACAGUGGAAAGAGAUUAUCAUGAAAAGCUGAUUAAAGAAGAAUAUGAACCUGAAUUACUGAAUUUGGAGGAAAGAAUACAAAAUUUCAAUUUCGCCUUACAAGAAUUGGAUUCCCAAAAGGAAAAACUGCAGAAUGAAAUCUUUGAAGAAUUUACUAAUCGUGUCGGAUUCACUGUUAAGGACUAUGAAAGUCAUUCAGGUGAAAUAAUGAGGCAACAAUCCAAAGAGUUGCAGCAACUGCAAAGGCAGAUCCUAAAUGUGGAAAAUAAAUUACAGUUCGAAAAAGAUAGACUAAGUACCACUGAAAGAAGAUUUGGGAAAGCACAUGAGGAUAUGGCUAAAAUCGAAUUUGAACUAACUCAAUUGGAACGUCAAGAAAAAGAAACAGAGUCACGUAUAAAUCAAAUCGACCAAGAACUAGCAGAUCAAAAGAAAGAAUUAGAACAAUUCCAGAAAAAAUUAGACGCCAAGCAUGGCGAUAUAGAUUCCACAGAGGAUGCUCUUCACGAAGUGACUGCCAAUUUGCAAGCAUUAAAACGCCAUAAGGAUGAACUUAAGGAAGAUGUGGAGAAGGUGGAUAUGGAAAAAGUAUGUGUUCUGAAAAAUUGUAAAUUGUCCAAUAUUACUAUACCCGUACUUUCAGACACAGACUUGGAUCAAUUACCAAUUGAUAGAAUUGAUGAAGAAACUAUUGCAAUUGCCCAUGAAAUUGAAAUUGAUUUCCAUGAAUUACCUGCUAAAUACAAAGAAAGUGGUGCAGAAACCAUUAGGGAAGAUUUUGAAAAAUCCAUCAAGCAUGCAGAAGAUAUCUUAAAUGAUUUACAACCAAAUGCCAAAGCUAAUGAAAGGUUCAGCGAGGCUCAGAAUAAGUUUGAAGCCAUAGACUACGAGACUGAAGAAUUAAAAUCGGAGGAAAAGAGAGUUAUUGCACAAUUUCUCAAGAUCAAGAAGAAGAGAAAGGCCCUAUUUGAACGUGCAUUUGAAUACGCUAGUGAACACAUUGACCCUAUCUACAGAGAAUUGACGAAAAACCCAGGUUCUACCAACGAGCUAGCAGGCGGUAGUGCUUCACUAACGUUAGAAGAUGAAGACGAACCGUUCAACGCCGGAAUAAGAUAUCAUGCAACACCACCUUUUAAAAGAUUCAAAGAUAUGGAAUAUUUAUCCGGUGGUGAGAAAACAGUCGCUGCUCUAGCAUUGUUAUUUACCAUAAAUUCAUUCCAACCAAGUCCCUUCUUCGUACUAGACGAAGUAGAUGCCGCUUUAGACAGUACUAACGUCGACAGAAUUGCAGCAUACAUUAGCAGACAUGGCAAUCGAGACUUACAAUUCAUUGUCAUCUCUCUGAAGAACACCAUGUUUGAAAAAUCUGACGCACUUGUUGGGGUAUACAGACAGCAGCAAGAGAACUCAUCAAAGAUCGUCACACUAAAUCUUAAGAACUAUGCAAGCUGA